AAAUUCCCUCAACUUAUUUUGUGAUAACAAACUCCGACUAUUGACGUCACUGAGAUUUGUUCUCAUAUUUAUUUCCCUCUAUACACAUUUGUGUAUUGUUGAUUUGUUGUUGCGCGUCUCCCUCUCUCUCUCUCUCUCUCUCCUGACGAUUUUGAAUACUCUCAGAUUCUGCAUUCACUCUCUAAUGAUGUAUCAAUCAAACGAAGACGACGACGAUCUUUUCGCUUCCCUUUGCUUCGAUCAUCAUAGCAAUGGAGGAGAAGAUCCUUACGCGUUUAUACAACAGACAGAUCAGGAAAACCUCUUUCCCGAGUUUGGUUUGAAUUUGCAGCCAGAGCAAGACCAUCAUCAUGUACGUACCGUCGGUGGAGAUCAGUUCGAUUCCUUUACUGGUGACAGCAACGGUUUAGGAGGACCUUUUGGUGGCCUUGUCUAUAGCAUUGGAUCAUCAGCACAACUUGAUUUGGGGACACACAGCUUUAGAGGGACAGCGUCGACUCAUGUGCAGCAGGAACAGGAACAGGAACAAGCGUGUUGUCCUGUUGUGGAGAUCAAUUCUUCAUCCUCUGUUGAACUUGUCAAGGAAGAGUUUGAUGAAGAAUGCUCAAGAAAGAGGGGACGAACUGGACCAUGUAGCAAGCCAGGAACCAAAGCCGGUCGUGAGAAAAAGAAAAGGGAGAUGCUAAACGACAAGUUCAUGGAUUUGAGCUCUGUUUUGGAGCCUACAAGGACUCUAAAGACUGACAAACCAGCGAUUCUCGAUGAUGCAAUCCGGGUAGUGAAUCAGCUCAGAGGUGAAGCUCAUGAGCUUAAAGAAACCAACCAGAUGCUUCUAGAAGAAAUCAAGAGUCUCAAGGAGGAGAAGAAUGAGCUAAGAGAAGAAAAGAUGGUGUUGAAGUCAGAUAAAGAGAAGAUGGAGCAACAGAUGAGAUCAAUGGCGGCUGUUCCAUCUCCUGGUUUCAUGCCCUCUCAUCCAGCAGCUUUCCAUCAGAAUAAAAUGGCGGUUUACGGAAGUUAUGGUUACUAUCCAAACAUGCCAGUGAUGCCAUACUUGCUACCUCCUUCGCAGCGUGAUACUUCUCAAGAUCAGCAGAACUGGUCUAAAGCUGCUUAAGCAGCUUCCUUUUGUUAGUAGGCAUUGAAUCAUAAUAUCAACAGUCACUCUGGAGUUUUGUUUCCUUCAGAUGAUUCUUUGUUAUGAGUUUUGCAGUAACUUAUUUGGGGGAUAGAUAAUGUUAUUCUUUAGGUUCUA
Messenger RNA from Raphanus sativus (radish), 1252 nucleotides. Its product is annotated as transcription factor bHLH34. The transcript has 5 exons. Bases 185 to 1114 code for a protein of 309 amino acids. Gene Ontology annotation, molecular function: protein dimerization activity; DNA-binding transcription factor activity. The record is from RefSeq and is a predicted model, not a curated record. NCBI's taxonomy places the organism in Eukaryota, Viridiplantae, Streptophyta, Magnoliopsida, Brassicales, Brassicaceae. Gene Ontology annotation, biological process: regulation of DNA-templated transcription; intracellular iron ion homeostasis.